This is a messenger RNA of Coniophora puteana RWD-64-598 SS2, 546 nucleotides long. RefSeq lists its product as uncharacterized. The transcript is spliced from 4 exons. The record is from RefSeq and is a predicted model, not a curated record. NCBI's taxonomy places the organism in Eukaryota, Fungi, Basidiomycota, Agaricomycetes, Boletales, Coniophoraceae. The coding region runs from base 1 to 546 and encodes 181 amino acids.
AUGUCUGAGAGCAAAAGAAAGCCUAAUGUGCACCUGACCACGAGCCACGUCAAUUCACUGAAGAUAGGAAGCAGUAUCUGGGAAAAGACAGACAGUUCGAAACCGCGAUUGAACUUUUGGCAGAGAAAAAAGACGUCCGAAGAGCGUGGGCCCCUGAACAGCGUGGUGCGGGAGGUUAUCGCCGAGGCAAAGCUGCGUCGUGCGGAUAUGACUGCGCACCUGAGGGACUUUGAUGAAAACAAUGUGUUUUCCACAGCCUUGGUCAGAAAGACGUUGCGGGCGACCGGAAUAACCCACCCAUAUGGUGCCUUUGCAUUCCAGGCCGGGCGUGUAGCAGGGCGAAGGGAUUUGACUACGGAGAACAAGGACGAUCUCGUUAGCCAAGGUAACAUUCAAGGGGGAAACCAGGUGGCGAAGUCAGGUGCACUCCACCAGGCUUUCAUUCCACUCGUUAUCGACAUCCCCAGCGAGAACUUCGGUGAUGGGCCAACGAAAUCAAGACAGAAGCUGAUGGACGUGAAAUCCUGGGGUAAGAAAGAUCAAUGA